AUGGCGUACCAAUCGCCAUCUGAGGAGCAGUUUCGGGCUACAUUGCCACCGAUUCCUUUAACAGAUAGACAUUCUCUUUCGCAUUCAAAAUCUCAAUCUCAACUAGAAACAAGCGCGCAUGCAAAAUUAGGUCCAUGGGCACAGUGGGGUCAUACAUCUGCUUCUUUGAGUGGCUUGGAAACUAUGAAGCGGCCUCAAUUGAAACAUAGUCAAACUACGGGAGAUAAGUUGCGCUUCAAUAGGGAUCCACUACCAGCAAUUCCUGGGGUUUUAGAGAAGAAAUUGGGUAGGGGGAGUAGGAGGCUCGACGGGAGGUUGAAUGAGUAUGGAGAUCCUGUUCAAAAACCCUCGAUGGAUCUUUCUAUCUCAACAAAUCACGAUGAUGAUAUUGAGAAAAGCGGAGGUGUUCGAAGAGUGGCGAGAAUUCACUCUUCGCCUGAAACUAGUACAUUGCCUCCACCUCCCGAACCACCCUUGACAAAAUCGGCAACGAAGGUGAUGCAGAGAACGGGCUACGAUCCAACUAUGGAAAUAAGAGAAGGGAAAAGUCGACAGUCAUCGUUAGCUACAGAUAACUCUGACAGUUCUGGUAGCAUUUACAGUCAAGAUGAUAAUGUCAAUUUCCACAUGGCUCACCAUAACCAAACUAUCGGUUCUGCUCCUGUUUUUCCGAUGCAGCGGGAUGAGGGAAGCUCGUACUUCUCCAACUACAUGCCUAGUAAUCCAUCAAGCCGGGCCACGUCGUCACCGAGAUCAUUAGUCAUAUCGUCAGAAUAUAAAGAACGAGUAUCAAGGUUUAUGCAAGGUCAUUUAGAUCUCAAUACUAGUCAAGAUCUGGCAUGCACUAGUGGUCUCGAGGACUUGAUAGAUCAAGAAGUGCAGUACGAACAUCUGACUGGGCGCGAAUAUCCACUCAGGCAUAAGUCUCAUAACGAUGAUGUCGCAUUAAUGCCACCACCACUCUCAUUGCCAACAAAGAGAAGUCGACAAAGCUAUUUUUGUGAAAGCCCAGAUAAUUGGGAGCCACGAACCCCGGUUGCUCCAUUUUUGGGUAGCGAAGAGCAGCAGAGUUUGCAUAGACCCUCUGCAGUCUCACAUACAUCAUCCAUGGUACCGCCGAACAUAAUAAUACCAGAAUCGAAUAAACCUCGAAAGAGAAAUUUUUCAAGUGGUCUACGCCCACUGAAGAGUCCAUUUCCAUUUCUCUCAACUAACAUGAUACCGGAUUCUCCAAAAGCGACCGGCCCAACAGUGUCAUCAGGGGAAAUGUUAUCGGGUGCUUUAAAACGGCUAUCUGGAAGCACGAAGAUGUCGCCAACAGCGAGCAAUGAAAUAAUUUCCAAUGCUAGUAGGAGUGCGAUGGGCCCAGAUACGCCCAUGCCGAAGAAAUCAGGAUUUAUGGGGAUUAAAGGGGCCCCAGACGUGAUACAGAAAGGUAAUGAGCAUAUUCAUGAAGUGGUAGAGAAGGUAAAAUUGAAAGUCAAUAAGAAAGAGAGGAGGAGAAGGGAAUUGAAGAAGCAAAUACUAGUCGUUGGGAUUAUGGAUCAGACACCAGGUUGGUUACCAAUGUUCAUGAGGGAUUCUGACGGACGAACAUCGGAAUGGCUUUGA
Molecule: messenger RNA, 1611 nt
Organism: Botrytis porri
Lineage: Eukaryota; Fungi; Ascomycota; Leotiomycetes; Helotiales; Sclerotiniaceae
Exons: 2
Coding region: 1-1611 (536 amino acids)
Source: RefSeq, a predicted model, not a curated record